CUCUGCUUAAACCCUAACCAGCCUCCUCUUCUCCUCUCCGCUGCCUCGUCGCUCUUCUCUUCUCCUCCUCCUCCUCCUCCUCCUCCUCCUUCUUCCUCUCCUUACUCAGACAAUGGAGGACGAUCUCCGAAUCCGACUCCAUCAACCGCAAGUGACAAAGCUAUUCCCUGUCAGACCUAAACCUAGAUCAAAAUCCGUUUCCCAGUCUCAGUCCCCUGAAUCCAGGUAUUGGUCCUCUUUCAAAUCCCAACAGAUCCCUAAUCUCGUCUCCUCCGUCUCCGCCAUCGCUUUCUCUCCGGUGCACCCUUACUCCUUCGCUGUCGCUCACUCCGCCUCCGUUUCCCUCUUCUCCUCCCAGACCCUCUCCGCUUCCCAUCGCAUCUCUUUCCCCGACGUCGUCUCCUCUGUCUGCUUUCGCUCCGACGGUGCCCUCCUCGCUGCAUCUGACCUCUCCGGCCUCGUGCAGGUCUUCGACGUCAAGAGCCGGACCCCACUCCGGCGCCUCCGCUCCCACGCCCGACCCGCCCGGUUCGUCAGGUACCCAUGGCAGGAUAAACUUCAUUUGAUCUCCGGAGGGGACGAUGCGGUGGUGAAGUAUUGGGAUGUCGCCGGGGAGGCAGUCGUAUCGGAUCUGUUGGGCCACAAGGAUUACGUUCGAUGCGGUGACUGUUCACCGGUCAACGAUUCUGUGUUCGUCACCGGCUCUUACGAUCACACUGUUAAGGUAUGGGACAUGAGGGUCGAAAGCUCGAGAUGGGUCGCAGAGAUCAACCACGGAAAGCCAGUGGAAAAUGUGGUGUACCUGCCGUCGGGUGGGCUGAUCGCGACGGCCGGUGGGGACACUGUCAAGGUAUGGGAUCUGAUCGGAGGGGGUAAGAUGACUUGCUCCAUGGAGAACCACAACAAGACGGUCACGUCCCUCUGCGUGGGGAGAAUCGGAGGUGAAGCAGCCGAGCCCGAGAAUCGGAUAGUGAGCGUGGGGUUGGAUGGGUACAUGAAAGUGUUCGACUACGGAAGGGCAAAGAUCACUUACUCCAUGAGGUUCCCUGCACCACUCAUGUCCAUCGGACUCUCACCGGAUGGUACAGCGCGGGUGAUCGGAGCGUCCAAUGGGACGGUUUUCGCCGGUAAGAGGAAGGCAAAAGAGGGGGAAGAGAAGAAAAGCAUGGAUAUUUGGACAGUAAAGAGUGAGAUUGAAGAGAGUAGAAGAAGGGCAUUGCGACCAACGUAUUUCAGGUACUUUCAGAGAGGGCAGAACGAGAAGCCGAGAGAGGGUGAUUACAUGGUGACGAAGACAAAAGGGGUGAAGCUGAGGAGACAUGACAAGUUGCUGAAGAAGUUCAGGCACAAGGAGGCAUUGAUGUCAGCAAUGGAGGAGAAGAAUCCGGAGAAUGUGGUGGCUGUGAUGGAGGAGUUGGUGGCAAGGAGGAAGCUUCUGAAGUGUGUUUCGAAUUUGGAGGAAGAAGAGGUGGGGAUGCUGCUGGGUUUUUUGCAGAGGUACUGCACUGUGCCCAGGUAUUCCGCAUUGUUGAUGGGAUUGACUAAGAAAGUGCUGGAGAUGAGAGCUGAUGAUAUCAAAGGCCGUGAGGAGUUGAGAGGAUGUAUAAGGAACUUGAAGCGGGCAGUGGAUGAAGAGAUCAGGAUACAGCACUCUCUCAUGGAGAUUCAAGGUGUUAUUGCCCCAUUGCUGCGAAUCGCCGGAAGGAGAUGAUGAUUACCCCACUCUUGUUUUUUUGCUUUUGUUAUAAUCUUAUUCCAUUUGUAGGCUCCGACUUCUUAUUAUGUCAAAGAGAGUAUGUUUGGGGUUGAGUUUGAGACACGGAGGAAAAGCCAAUACCAAAUGUAACAUCUAUCGGAUUCUUAUAUCAUCAAGAAAUUUUGUUGGGUUUC
Tarenaya hassleriana is the source of this 1890-nucleotide messenger RNA. RefSeq names its product protein SLOW WALKER 1. NCBI's taxonomy places the organism in Eukaryota, Viridiplantae, Streptophyta, Magnoliopsida, Brassicales, Cleomaceae. Bases 113 to 1711 code for a protein of 532 amino acids. Gene Ontology annotation, cellular component: nucleolus. Gene Ontology annotation, biological process: rRNA processing; positive regulation of transcription by RNA polymerase I. The transcript has a single exon. Gene Ontology annotation, molecular function: protein binding. The record is from RefSeq and is a predicted model, not a curated record.